Podospora pseudocomata is the source of this 1301-nucleotide messenger RNA. RefSeq lists its product as uncharacterized. Lineage: Eukaryota; Fungi; Ascomycota; Sordariomycetes; Sordariales; Podosporaceae. The transcript has 3 exons. The record is from RefSeq and is a predicted model, not a curated record. Bases 439 to 1185 code for a protein of 248 amino acids. Gene Ontology annotation, biological process: mycotoxin biosynthetic process.
CUCGAGGACUGUCAUCAUCGGCGCGGCACAGCGCACAGGAUGUAACGGAUAUGGCCAUCAAUCGGAGCAAACGAGACACCACGAAGGGAAGGAGAAGACUUGUGCCUCACUUAAUAUCAAGGUAGCAUCGACAGUGGCGGGUAAGAUGCCUCACUAUUGGCCACCAGGACCACCACGGUAAGGCUCGUAAGUUGCCCCCGACACAACAGAUCCUACAUGUGAAACCUAGGCAGUUCCAACAACACAAAUUGUCAAACAUCGACAAGCAGAUCCAACGGGCCGAUUGCUGCUUGGCAGUUAGAAAUGAGCAAUUCCUCAGAGGUUGGUCAUGAUGUUGCAGGCGGGUUCCAUUCGCCACUCUUCACUCCCCUUCAACCUCAUUCUCAUAACCUGUGAAAGUUGUAGGCUCUACCAUUCUCCAGCUAUCAAACCCAAACAAUGUCCACCGACAAGCACGAACAACGCCCUUUCCUCGCUGACGACAGUGAAGAGAUCCGGAGCGCCGGGCAUUCACGUCACCCGAUUAUUAGCCAAAGAACACUACUUUUGGCAUCCGCGAUCAGUAAUGUAGUUCUUCUCGUGAUCUCUGCUCUUCUUAGCGGGACAGUCUUUUCUGUCCUCGGUCACGCCCAGAAAAAAGCUCAGUUACCCGACCCAUACUCUCCCGCGAACUCCAUCGUUGAAUUCGAGUAUCGAGGCGUUAUUCGCAAUGACUCCCGCUUUAUCGGGCGCCCAACGCAAGAAUGGGACAAGUCGAUGCACGACCUCAUGGCUGGGACUUUGAUCAGAAUCUCACAUGAGGAACUCCAGUUGGCCGGGACGGACUCAAUUCCACUUAGAGAUGGCGGCUAUGCUGCUGGCUUGGGUGUGGCACACAACCUCCAUUGUGUCAAGAAGAUAAAACAGUUCCUAUAUCGAGAACACCUUUACCCAGACCUGGAUACAGGUAGUCAAAGGUUUGAAGACCUUCAAACGCAUGCGGAUCAUUGUCUUGAUUUCAUCCGUCAAGGCAUCAUGUGCCAUCUAGAUUACUCGCUGUACACAGUGUACUGGGGAGAGCGAAAAGACAUCCCAACACAUCAUGAUCCGCCAGUGCAAAAGUGUGUGAACUGGGAGAAACUUCAUAAUUGGAUGCAAGAAAGAUCGGCCAACACAGAUAUGCUGGUACGGCCUUGGACAGAAUAGACUUAGAUCUGGGGAAUCACAUACAAAACAAAUCUAUCUGCAGACUAUUCUUCUUACCUGCAAAUUGUCAAAGUUUUGGGUGUUGCUAGUGUCCCAGGUAGCUCAGGGGUUUGAAG